AUUCACUUACAUGUUUUAAUGGAGGUGAGUGUGUUUACAGAGGUCUGUGCAACUGCAGUAGAUUUAAUGCGACGGGACCGAGAUGCCAGACAGGUGAAUAAUGAUCCUGAAUGCCAUUCUUCUCCUUAUUCCUGCAAACGGUCCAUUAGUUUAUUCUUUUCUGGAGAUGAACAGAUAAAGAUAAGCAGUGAAGUCACCUAUAAAGGAUUUGGAGUACAAUUACCUUAUGUUAUUGGAAACGUACAUAUCCAGAAACUAGCUGGGUACUUCCUAAUCAGGCACCAGUAUGCCUUUACUCUGGCUUGGGAUGGUACAUCUGCAGUGUAUAUCAAAAUGGCACCAGAGUACCUGGGCAAAACACGUGGACUAUGUGGAAAUAAUAAUGCUGUUCUGCAGGAUGAUCUUGAAACUAGUUAUGUCAUUACCUGUCCUGAACCCUUGACCUUCAAUGAAUGCAUCAACUGUUGCCCUGUUUCAUGUCAUCAACAAUCACAGUGCAUUGACAGUGAGCUUUCCUGCAUUGAUGGAUGCUACUGUCCAGAUGGCUUAAUUUAUGAAAAUGAAUUGUGUGUCAAGCCUAUGGACUGUCCCUGUGACUACCAUGGAAGUUCCUUUGAAAGGGGUUCAGUGGUUUAUGAGGAAUGUAAUAACUGCACUUGCAUUGGAGGAAAGUGGAUCUGUACAAAUCUUACGUGUCCGGCUGAAUGCUCAGUUUCAGGAGACACUCAUUUCAUGACGUUUGAUGGGCGCAAAUACACUUUCCAAGCUACCUGUCAAUAUAUUCUGGCAAAGAGCCGAACGUCUGGAGCAUUUACCGUAUCCUUGCAAAAUGCUCCUUGUGGACAGAACCAGGAUGGAUCAUGUAUCCAAUCAGUCAGCCUUAUUCUUAAGCAGGACCCCAAGAGGCAAGUGACUCUGACUCAUUCAGGAGAUGUUUUGAUAUAUGACCAGUACAAAAUUAACCUGCCUUAUGCAGAUGAGCUAUUUGAAAUACGGAAACUUUCCUCUGUAUUUCUUCAAGUAAAGACACACAUUGGAUUACAGAUCCUGUAUGACAGAGAAGGACUGAGGCUUUACCUUCAAGUGGAUGGACGGUGGAAAGAUGAUACUGCAGGCCUUUGUGGAACCUUCAAUGGAAAUACAGAGGAUGAUUUUUUGUAUGAAUAGCUGCAAGAUUUCUAUUUGGCAGUAUAUGAAUAUCUACAGUUAGAGUGGUAGAUCAAGUGUGUACUG
Messenger RNA from Acanthisitta chloris (rifleman), 1233 nucleotides. RefSeq names its product otogelin-like. Gene Ontology annotation, cellular component: extracellular matrix. The annotation marks the transcript as partial. The record is from RefSeq and is a predicted model, not a curated record. NCBI's taxonomy places the organism in Eukaryota, Metazoa, Chordata, Aves, Passeriformes, Acanthisittidae. The transcript is spliced from 9 exons. Gene Ontology annotation, molecular function: protein binding.